AUGGCUCCCCUUCUGAAGCUCUUUCUGGCGCUUUCCUUGGCUCUCACCUCUCUAUCAGCAGCCUCGGAUCAAGCUGUUCCCGACUUCUCCCCCGGUGGGUGUCUGGAUCCCCCGGGCGGAAUCGCCACUUUCCGCCCCUUGGUGGAAGACCUAGAAGCCCGGAAUCCGUUCCCCGGUUACAACGGAACGGUCCCCCGGGGGAUCCACCAGAUGACGUAUGCCGGGACGUCAGUGUGGAAUAGCCAGGGCAUGAAUCUGACGCAAGCGGCCCGCGCGAUGCUGGGGGAUCCCUUUGCGUACUUUGAGACGGCGCUGUUUACGGUCUACAAGAUGAUGCUGCUGAACCAGUCGGAGUAUCUGCCCUACAUGAUCCAUACCGGCUGGUGCGAGAACUUCGGGCCACCCAAUCUUGCAAUCCCGAACAAUGGUCACUGGCCCACCGACGACAAGGGACCCUGGCCCCAGUACAAGUUCUUCAAGGAGCUCAUCUGGGACAUCGUGCCCGCGCUCAAGAGCUCGGGGCUGGUUCAAAUCGGGGCGGGGCUCACCGAGGCGCAGGCGGUCUGCCGCGCGAAGCGCAUGCUGGACGACCGAUUCUCCGGCAUGACCCGGGGGCAAAUCGACCGGGUGUACCUGGGGGGGGCCGGGGUGGAUCUGGGGGAGGACCCGUACGACGCUCUAUACUCCUCUUGCUACCAGGGUCUGACGAACAAAGUCUACGGGCCGGAUGUCGUCUUUAUGAACCCCGACCACAGGAAACGUGGUUUGGAUCUCAACUUUUACCAGAACCACCCGUGCCCACAUCCGCACGACUACUCCGAGGUGAUGACGCCGGGCUAUCGGUUCCCGGACAUGAUCGCGGGCUACCAGGCGCUGACGUGGGACAAAAAGUCCCAGAACCGGAAGCACCCGCACGAACAUUACAAGGCCAUCGAAUGGGCCCUCUUCCCGGUAGAGGACGCCGGUAUUCGUUACGUCAUCAUACUCGGGCCGCAGGAGCUGGACCACCCGGUGCAUUGCGCCGACCGAGACGCCGCCGGCCGCUUCGUGGAGUGCGCCCCCGACUGGUUUCCAGAAAACAAUCAUUUCUAUCCCCGGUGCGAAUCCACAAAAGGCCCGCAGCCGUACCACGUUCUUACGAACGUUACGAUCCCCGCGGUUGGGGUGCUCUACCGGGCGCUCCCGGAGUGGCGCGCCGCGGCUGCAGAGAUCAACGCCGCGCGCGCGCGCUGCGCGCGCGGCGUGCUAGCGCGGUACCGGCCCGGGAACGCGACGCUGAAGAAGCCGCUCGGCGCGCGCGAGCGCGCGCGGCUGGAGGGCGUGCUGUCGACCGACAAGGAGUCCUUCCAGAUGGGGCUGUGGACAGCGGACAUGAUCGACCCUUCCGCCGCAACCGGCGAACCAGAAUCGCUCAUGGGUCUCGGGAAGCAGCAACCGGGCGCACCACCGCUGUUCGUCGUGGCGCUAUUGGCCCUCGGGAGUGUGACCGGGGACUUGCUCGGGCAGAAGGCGCGGCAGCACUUUGGGUCGAGUCGCCGACUGCACUUUGUCAGCAUCACCGUUUCUGCUCUCCUCGUCCUUCUACUGGGCUCCCUCGGUGCCCUUCUUUUCCCCCGGGGGACCGGCCGGCUCGUCGCGCGCGGCCGCGUGGCGCAGUGCUACCGCGAGGUUUUGGCGGGUUUACCGGGCAAAGACGGAACCUUUUGCGCGGUCUGGCCGGAGGAGUGUUCCCCGGUAGAUUGCCCCGCCCAGGGUCCGGCGACGAUCGGAGGCGCGAUCGGCGCGCAUCCAGCGCUGCUGCUUCUGGGGCUCUUUGCGAUCGUCGACUAUCUAUGCGAGGGCGUGCUGACCUCGCAUUCCCCAAGCGCCCUCUUUCGAUCCUUGGCCGCUUUCCUCGCCACCCUCGUUGUCGCCCCGCUCGCGCACCUUUUCGGCUACGCGGAAACGCUUCCUCCCGCUUACGUCAUCCUCGUGGGCGCAUUGGGCACGUGCCUCUGCCUCUACGAUCCGACACGUGGCACCAUGACAGCAAAGCACGUGGAGCUGUCCACGGUGGAUGAGAUAGAGGACGGCGCCGAAAGCCCGUGGGACCUAGAAAGCCCGGGGGAAAGCCCCGGGGCAAUUGCGGACGUCGAAAGGCCGCCGAAUUUGAUCACCUUGCCGAACCUGGUUACCGGGGCGAAUCUGGUUAACGGGCCGAGUCUGGUUGACAAGCCGUAUCUCGUUAACGGGCCAAUUCUGGAUAAUGGGCCAAGUCUGGUUAACAGGCCAAAGGUGGUUACUGGGCCGAGUCUGGUAAACGGCCCAGAUCUGGUCAACGGCCCAGAUCUGGUCAACGGGCCGGUUCCGGUUAACGCGCCAAACCUGGUUAACGAGCCAAACCUGAUUAACGGGGUUAGCGGACCGGCGCUGCAAGGAAGCGAGCCCGCCCGAGAGUACCGGUCACUGACGCUGCAUGACGUCGAGAAGCGCGAGUUUGCGAAAUCUUCGGAGCACACAGAACUGCUCGGGAGAGGGAAGGGGGAUCCCCCGGGUGCGGCUCGCCGCCCGGUGGGCAAGUACCUUCUGGUGGGCGUCAGCUUCGGGGUGAUGGUGACGUCAGCGGCGACGUGGGCACUGGUGCCGAUGCUGGUCGGGGACUGCUGCGGUCUCAACGCGUUUGGCUUGACUGCGCUGGACCAGGUCUUCCCACUGCUGUUCCUGGGCGCCUUCUUCUGCCUCUGCGACUGGCUGCCGUUGCGCGCGCGCGCGCUCCUCCUCCUGGACGCGCGCGAUCGCGAGCAGACCCUCGCGCAGGCCGCACGCCACGCGGCCGCGCAAUGUCGCGCGGCGCGGGGAACCGUGCUCGCGCUCGUGCUCGCGCAGCGCGCGCUCGUCGUCGCUCGCGUGGCGGGCUUCUUCUGGCUGGCCGUCCGCUUCAGCCUGACGUCACUCAUGUUCGAGUUUGCGGUGUCCUACGUCAGCAUGAGCUGGCUUGCCGACGUGGGCGUCAGCGCGCUUGCGCCUGGAUUUAUUGACAACGAGCGUGCGAACGGCUUCCCGGUCGGUGCCGGCUCGUACCGGGUUAUGUGGGUUAGGGCGAUCGGAACGGUUAUGCUAGGGUUAGCGUUGGGGCUUAACAAUGGUUAG
This is a messenger RNA of Klebsormidium nitens, 3129 nucleotides long. Lineage: Eukaryota; Viridiplantae; Streptophyta; Klebsormidiophyceae; Klebsormidiales; Klebsormidiaceae. The record is from the annotation of a GenBank genome assembly.